AUGUGUGCUUAUAGACAAACUCAUCGUUCUAAUCACACACGUAUUCAUUCUUCAUUCAAUUAUCGCAAUCAUCAACAACAACAACGCUAUAAUCAGCGUAAUCAACAAAUUCAUCAACAACGAGGCUAUCAUCCACGCCCUGAUUAUCAGCCCUCUAGACGACAUAAUCACAAUUUUCAUACUAAUCCACGCGAAAAUUAUCAGUCCUCUGCUGAACCUGAAUACUCUGCAGGUAUACCAUCAAUUAGUCCGUACUCACACAUUGAUGAUGUAUUUGGGACUCUACCAAUUGAGUUCAAUCGGAUUAGUGGAGAAACGUUUCAUUAUCUCCACUGCUUGACUCUUCGUUUGGCUCUUCGUUUUAUUGAUCAUUUAUUCAUUGAGUUUCGUGCUCUGUAUGAUGAUGAUGAUGAUGAUGGUGAUGUGUUGAAGUAUUUGAAAACAAGAACUCAUCAUGUUGUUGCUAAAGAUGAAAUCGAUACCGAAGUAGCUGAGGUAGAAUCAAAUAUUUGUUCUAUAUGCCUAUCUGUAUACGAAAACGAAGAGAAUAUUGGAGCGUUGCAAUGUGGACACGAGUAUCAUACAGACUGCAUCAAACCAUGGCUGUUGAAGAAGAAUGAUUGUCCGCUGUGUAGAGGUUCAGUUUUGUAA
This is a messenger RNA of Solanum pennellii, 651 nucleotides long. Its product is annotated as E3 ubiquitin-protein ligase RNF6-like. The transcript has 2 exons. NCBI's taxonomy places the organism in Eukaryota, Viridiplantae, Streptophyta, Magnoliopsida, Solanales, Solanaceae. Gene Ontology annotation, cellular component: nucleus. Gene Ontology annotation, molecular function: ubiquitin protein ligase activity. The record is from RefSeq and is a predicted model, not a curated record. The coding region runs from base 1 to 651 and encodes 216 amino acids.